This is a messenger RNA of Anopheles arabiensis, 3021 nucleotides long. RefSeq names its product protein ILRUN. The record is from RefSeq and is a predicted model, not a curated record. Gene Ontology annotation, molecular function: ubiquitin binding. The transcript is spliced from 6 exons. Gene Ontology annotation, cellular component: phagophore assembly site. Gene Ontology annotation, biological process: macroautophagy. Bases 701 to 1420 code for a protein of 239 amino acids. Lineage: Eukaryota; Metazoa; Arthropoda; Insecta; Diptera; Culicidae.
GUGCAACUUUUUUCUCCCACUUGUUCACAAUACUAAAACAAUACAAGAAAUCAUAUUUAAAACGAUAUUCAACCGUAAACUGCCCGCUUCGGCGUGCACAUUCCGUGAAAUCGUUCGAUUUCGUGCGUUUGUGUUUUCACUGCGAUGACAGCUCCCCAGCGGCGAAGGAAUGCGCAAGUGACAGCCACAACCAAAGUGGGUUUAUUAUACCCUAUACCCACUUUGCAAACGUUCCAUCACAGCAGCAGCAGCAGCAGCAGCAGGAGCAGAAGCAGCAGUUCGUUUUCUAUUUUGUUGGGUUUUAUUUUUGCGUUCUGCAAGGUAACCUCUUUUCUACAGCGUGACCCUUGAUUGUCGGCGAAACAAUAUUCGCCGUUCUGUGCAUGUGGUGGCAUAUUUCCCGUGUGACGGUGUGUGAUGUGUAUGCUGGUUGUUAAGUGAACGUGCGGGCCAGCAGCAGCGGUCAUCGGUCUGCCUGGUGCAUUCCGUACAACAACAAUCAGCCAACCCAAACAGAACAACCUCGGCCAGAGGCGACCACCCACCCGGGUCCCACGCGUGCUCAAUCAAGUGCCGUUCAAACACUCGUACAAUCAGCACCUCAAGCGCCCCACCAACAACAACAACAACGAAGACAAACAAAAACGCAGAAAAUCUCUCCCGUUAGAAAAAAAAAAUAUAUAUUAAAACAAAAAAAGCGAUGGAUCCCACCGACGAGGAGGCAUCGGCUAACCAGCUGUCGUCCGACGAUAUCGAGCAAAACUUCCUAACACAGUUUAGCUCGAUGGUGACAACGGACAAGGAAGAGCUGAUCCACCAGUUUCAGUCGAUCGGCGAGAACGUUAAUUACUCCACGGCGACCUUCUUUCUCGAUAUGACCAACUGGAAUCUGCAGGCCGCGGUAGGAUGUUACUUUGAUUUUAUGGCCCAAAAUCGGCAACCGUCGAUGAAGCUGCUCAACGACAUCACAGUAGGCAAGGGCGAGAAGAUCACACCAAACACAGCUAUCAAGCUGACCUGGCUGCUGCAGAACAAUGGUGAGGUGGCGUGGCCAAGCGGCACGUACGUGAGCCUGCGCCAGAUCCCCAACCUGCGGGAGCAAAACAUUCCGCUGUCGUACGAGGACCUGAAGUACUACGUGCCUGCCGUGCUGCCGAACGACACGGUGACCGUGUCGGUGCAGCUGGUCAGCCCGUCCACGGUCGGGCUGUUCGAAACCGUCUGGUCGAUCUAUACCCCGAGCGGCAUCAGCUUCGGAGAUAACAUCAUUUCGCGGAUCGAGGUAAGCGCGGAUGGCACGAUGGCGGUCACGCAACAGUUUUCCCAUCUGCAAACUAGCUCCACCGCCGAGCUGAAUCCGCAGCAGAACGCCCCGGAGUCGCAGCCGAACCAGCUGGACGAUAGCGAAAUGUGGGGAUAGCCAAGCGACAACAGCGUUCGGACUACCGCGCCAGCCACCUCUGUACAGCACAUCUGUAGUGUAAUGACUUGUCUUCGGCCCUUGUGUUUGCGUUGCCGUUCCUACCCUCAGUUGCUGGCUGCCGCAUAAUACACGCUCCACUAAUCGAGUUCGUUAGUUUAUUUAUAUUAUGCAAUUGCCACUUUUCUUUCUAAACAGAUCAUACCAAAACAUUGCGGAUGCGUAUUCAAUUCGGGGCUUGCUUAAUGGAGCGGCAGCCACGGCCGCCGCCCACCAUCCUGAUGCCCCUCUUUUGAUCGAGGCUUGAUUUUGCAAUGAUUUUCCUUCCCGCGGCCCGUGCUGCUGUUGCUUGGUUGGUGCGGAGUGGCGGGUGGAGCAGAGGGGAAUGGCAAAAAUACAUGUUUUUAAUGAAAAAUAUUACUGUAGAGAAACGCCGCUAAUACUUGGGGCAUAUAAUUUUCCUUUAUUUCAAUGGACGUUCUUUAAAAUGUCAUUAAAAAAAAAAAACAAAUUUUCACGUUCACUCGCAAUCACUAAACAAUGCGCUAAACUUUAUUUAGCCUCAUUUAUUUAACGUAGAUCGAAAAACGCUAAAAAGAAAGAUCGUUCAAUUGUAGUAAAGAUAUUAAAAAGAAUUAUUUAUUUACAUCUACAUCUCUUUGUGCACGCUGUGAAAAUGAUUGGCAACGCUUACCGUUUUUUGAAAGCAUUACAAUCUUGCCCGACCCUUCUGCCCUCGCCCCCCUCCACUCAUAAAGCCUUUCAGCUGCACAGGACAGUUCGCGCGUUCGACAAUAAGCUUUCGGAAAGAUGUGCGAAACAAGCCUUGAUCCCUAUGUGCUUUGGCUGUGUGCUACGGCCCGGAGCUCGACCGGGCUCCACUGAUUUAUACUAAAGAUUUGCUCAAACGAAAGCAUCACAUCUGCAGAGAGGAAAAAAAAGGCGGCAAAACCUUACACAAAUAGGGGCUAAGCAGAGGGAAACCGUUGUAGCAACCAAAGGAUUAUUAGAGACCGUUUGAAUCGAAAAGGCUGCGCGCACGGCUAGUGCGGUGGAUGGAGAAAGGAUAAGAAUUUAGUCGUUAAGAACCCUUUUGCUCCCCUUCGCUAUCGUCUGCAAAAGAAAGCAAAGCAAAACAACCCAAACCUCGUUCCACAAAACGUUUGAAACUCAAGAGCGAAACUCGCGCGACCGCCUGUAAAGCAGCCGGAAGACUUAAUUUAUUUGCUUGCUGUGUCGGCAAAGCGACGAGAAUCUAAAUUUAAUUUAUCUGAUUAGAAUUGUUAAACUCUCACAACUGACAGGCACGGCAAUGGGGGGGGGGGGGAAGCGAAGCACGAGAGCUUUUGUAAACCAACUCCUCUCACGACUCCAUCCAUGCGCAACAUCUAUGCCAGGGGUAGCAGGCGAAGCAAAAGGGAAUUGUUAUUGCAGCUCCCCAUUGCUACCUUGUACAGAAACACCAGUUGCGCGUGAUUGUUUUUUUCUUUUUUUUUUCGCUCAUUAAUGUUGCUGUUUUUCGUGCGAUUUUAUAAUAGUAAGUAAUUGUGCGUAAUUUUGCAAACAAAGUUAACCCAUUACUGCCCGGGUGGUGCUCAAAA